This is a messenger RNA of Exaiptasia diaphana, 1956 nucleotides long. Its product is annotated as fucose-1-phosphate guanylyltransferase. The annotation marks the transcript as partial. NCBI's taxonomy places the organism in Eukaryota, Metazoa, Cnidaria, Anthozoa, Actiniaria, Aiptasiidae. Gene Ontology annotation, molecular function: transferase activity, transferring phosphorus-containing groups. The transcript has 9 exons. The record is from RefSeq and is a predicted model, not a curated record.
AUGGCUUCCGUCGCGAAGAAAGCGCGACACGAGUUCAGCGAUGUCAGUCACAGAAUCAAGCGAGAAACAGCAAAAAGAGUUAAACUUUUUGACUCCAUUAGAGGAAAAGAACCUUSUAUUCCGUUCUGGGAUAUCAUUGUCAUUAGUGCUUGUGAUGAAAGCCAAAAAGAAGCUUACAAUAUUCAAAUCGAAGCCAAACAGCAGCGCAAAGAACUACCCCUUGGGGUAGAUUAUCAAGUUUUUGCUGAUCCCCCCGGACCCAAAAUUGGUAAUGGAGGAUCGACUAUUGUAUGUAUAAAUCAGCUGAUUAAGAUAUAUGGAGAAGAGAAGCUGAGUCAGUGCAAAAUAAUGCUCGCCCAUGCAGGGGGAUACAGYACCCGAAUGCCGAAUGCAAGUGUACUUGGAAAAGUCUUUACAGCCUUACCAUGGGGUCAUCCACCAUAUCAAAUGAUAGAGAUGCUAAUGGCUACAUUUAUAGAUGUUCCUGCUAACAUGAUUCCAGGGAUUCUAUUAGUUUGUCCAGACACUUUUGAAUUAUUCAAUACUGAUGAUCAAGUAUUGCAGUUUACAAAACCUGGUUUUACAGCUUUAGCUCAUCCAUCGCCCAUUGAGAUAGGUACCACGCAUGGUGUUUUUGAUGUUGUUAAAAGUGAUGAAAAUAUGAAUGAUAAUGUUGCUGUUUUCACAACAUGUUCAAGAUUUCUGCACAAACCAUCCAUUGAGAAAAUGAGAGAAAGUGGUGUAGUUUUCAGUAAAGAUGGCAAGGAACAUGUGUACACUGACAGUGCCUUCUUUGUUGAUUGGGAAACAGCCAGGAACCUUACCAUUGACUACAUAAGGAAUACAGGUAAUGUUAUCAAGGUGGAAUCAUCCCUAGUUAAGACCAGAGAAAUGAUCUAUAACCAUCUGAAAGGCACUGCAUUAAAUGUUAUCCUACUGAAUGAGUCAAAGUUUUACCAUAUAGGAACAAUAGCAGAAUAUGCACAUUAUUUCUGUGAGGACCCUGUCUUUAGAGGCCUAUGGAAUUGUUUUUACAGGAAUACAGGUAAUGUUAUCAAGGUGGAAUCAUCCCUAGUUAAGACCAGAGAAAUGAUCUAUAACCAUCUGAAAGGCACUGCAUUAAAUGUUAUCCUACUGAAUGAGUCAAAGUUUUACCAUAUAGGAACAAUAGCAGAAUAUGCACAUUAUUUCUGUGAGGACCCUGUCUUUAGAUUUGAAUCCUCUGGACAUCAUGAAAUCCAUGUUUCUAAAACAAGCAAGUAUUCCAGAUCACCCAAYACUGUCAUAGCUGAGAGCUCUGUUCUUAUGCACUGCCAUAAAAAUUUACCCUCUCAUGUUGGUCCAAAAUGUGUGCUAGAUUUCUGUGAAAUUGGAGAAAGUGCAUGUGUUGAAAAGGGCUGUAUAAUUACCAAUGUUGCUAUMCCAGAGGAAGCUGAGGUCCCUGAGAAUGUUUUCUUGAUGACUGCUUGUGUAAAGUUAGGUGGAAUGAAUGGUCUGUUUGUGACGGUUGGUUUUGGUGUUGAGGAUGACAUGAAGAAGACGUCCAAGAAAGAUGAGCUGGCUAAACUAAGUUAUGUUGGACAACCAUUGGACAAGGUUUUUACCCUUCUGGGAAUUUCACAGGAAGCUGAGGUCCCUGAGAAUGUUUUCUUGAUGACUGCUUGUGUAAAGUUAGGUGGAAUGGAUGGUCUGUUUGUGACGGUUGGUUUUGGUGUUGAGGAUGACAUGAAGAAGACGUCCAAGAAAGAUGAGCUCGCUAAACUAAGUUAUGUUGGACAACCAUUGGACAAGGUUUUUACCCUUCUGGGAAUUUCACAGAGUGAAUGGAGCAUAGUUUCUUUGUGGCAUGCCAAACUCUUCCCAGUCUUCAAAGAUUCCAAACUCUCAGUCCAGCAUACAUUAAACAUCCUAUGUGCUUUACGGGAAGGGGGUAACGUCACGCCCCCGUCAGAAGAC